UAUUAUUAACUGGAAAUGGAAGCCAACACCUACAUUCGCAGCGCCUACCAAGUUGCGAUAAUACCGACAGAUCUGCAUCAUGAGGCGACCAUAAUCAAAGCAGCCCAGUCACUGGACUGUCUACAUAAAACAAUAAAUUCUAUUUUCGAGCGGAUUGAUGCCCGCCUCGAGAGAAAUGGUGCCAAGGUCCAGGACAUAAACAGACGUGUGAAGCGGGCCCAGGGGAAAAUAGAUGCACUGGUCGGGUCCAAACGAGCGAUUAAAAUUUUCGCUCCGGCCCGAUUUCCUGCCGGCGAAGUUUUCGCCAACAUAGCCUCAACCUUUCCACAGGUGGCCGGCCAACUAAUGGAAGGGAACCAGGAAAAUCCAGACUGUCUACAGAAAGAGAUGGCGUCAGUGGCCGAUGAAGAUCCGACUUCCUUUCAUGUGCGUGCCGAGCAGGAACACGAAGCGCCGUUGGUCGCCGAGAGGAAGCUGACUAAUCGGACUUCUGGCUUAGGUGGUCUACCCUUGAAUGGUGUUAGAUCCGUGCCUUCGCUGAUGCGUUUCAACACCAACGAGUUCGCCUAUGGCGAUGAUCUGAACGCCUGGAAGCGUUCUCUUCCCCCGCAGCGGACAAGACGUGCAGCCAGCCAGAAUAAGAUCACGACGGAGAACCUUCUAGCCCCGGCUCCUCAUUCACUGGCACAUGGCACCACAAAGUUGGCGACUCCCGCCGGGGACUUGCGAUACAAUCCAGCUGCUUUGGCUGCUCCAGCCAUCGAUGUGCCCCUGGACUUGCCCGACCUUCCUGGCAUAGCCAACGACUUGCAGUACGAGCCUGUCGAAGAGAAGACGCCCAUUGCUCCGUCCCAGCAGUUUGGAGAGCUGCCAGAUUUACCCGGAUUGGAGGUGGUAGAACAGGAGAUCACAGUGCAGGCUUUGGCAGCUCAAACGCACAUUCCAGCGCCAGUGAAGAAUAAAUUAAAAGGAUCAAUUGGAUCAGUUCCCGUUUCGGGCACACCACCACCACCGCCACCUCCUCCACCCCCUCCACCGACGCCACAGGCUCCUAAAACAGAGUCCCCGCAACCAACCUUUUCCACCAAAGGUCCUAUUAAACCCCUCUCUCCUUCUCGAGAAACGCCCCUGAAUAUGCCACCGCCUCCACCACGCCAGGCUGAUCCACGAUCGGAGCUUAUGGCUGCCAUACGAAAUGCUGGUGGAGCACUGGGCGGACGGCUUCACUCGGCUGCGGCAGCACCACUCGACGUGGUCGACACCACAAGACCCAAAACUGGAACCCCUGCAACGGGUGAUCUUAUGGCGGAUCUCCACAACAAGCUCCUGCUCAGACGCAAAGGAAUCUCGGGCAGUCAGAAUCCCGGACACCCAACCGCUGGAAAUCCGCUCAUGCAGCAGCUGUCUAAGGUUAUACCGCAGAGAAAAUCCCCUCAAUCCAGCGACGGAGAGAACUCGGAAGAGGACGUGGAUGCGUGGACGUAAUUAAAUUAGACACACAAAUAUACUUUAGCACCAUGUGCCUUCGACGGGUUUAAACACUAGCAUAAUGUUUACCCCUUUUGCAAAUCGAAUGUUUGGAAAACAAAUAUGCAAAAUUAGCAAAGUUACAAAAUUUUAUUAAAAAUACAAACUAAAUGCCCUUCAAGGAUAUAA
Messenger RNA from Drosophila guanche, 1656 nucleotides. It is a transcript of the gene wash, whose product is annotated as WASH complex subunit 1. Gene Ontology annotation, cellular component: WASH complex; early endosome; recycling endosome. The transcript has a single exon. Lineage: Eukaryota; Metazoa; Arthropoda; Insecta; Diptera; Drosophilidae. Gene Ontology annotation, biological process: exocytosis; retrograde transport, endosome to Golgi; Arp2/3 complex-mediated actin nucleation. The record is from RefSeq and is a predicted model, not a curated record. Gene Ontology annotation, molecular function: alpha-tubulin binding; gamma-tubulin binding. The coding region runs from base 16 to 1485 and encodes 489 amino acids.